UGUGUUUCCAAUAAUCGUGUUAUCUCGGUCUUGCGCACGAUUUGUACUUAAGCAUGCAACAAAAAUAAUAGGCAUUUAAUGGAAAAGAGUGUCAAUAGCCAACAAAAAGCUACAAAUCGACGACAGUUGAAAGAAAAACACAAAAUUUUGCGAGCAAAUUUCAGAAAUUAAUAGAAAAAGAAUAUUUGCAAGCGAAACGGAGCUUGGGCAGUUGGGUGCAUAAGGCCAUCUGAAACGCAAAAGAAAUAUCUUAACCCAUCGUGAAAUAGUUGAAGAAAAAAAACGCAACACACACUUGUCAAUUGGCAAAGCUGUCACUGUAGUCCGUAGCAUUCGUACACACACAGCCGUGAGCAUGCCUGGAGUGGCAGUGCAGAUAAUAAACACAUCGGAGGAGCACACCUUCGUGCUGAACGAAGAUGCGUUAAGCGAAGUGCUGAUGCGUGACGAGGUGAAGGAUCGCUUCGUUUGUGUCGUAUCGGUGGCUGGCGCAUUUCGAAAAGGCAAAAGUUUUCUACUCGACUUUUUCCUGCGCUACUUAUACUCCAAAUAUGUGCGCCAUGAUGUGGUAACCGAUUGGCUAGGCGAUGAUCACGAACCGCUCACAGGCUUCUCGUGGCGCGGUGGUUCCGAACGUGACACCACAGGUAUUUUAAUGUGGUCCGAAAUAUUCCUGCAUGACUACCCAAACGGUGAUAAGGUGGCCAUCAUUUUGCUCGACACGCAGGGUGCAUUCGAUAGUCAAAGUACAGUGCGCGAUUGUGCUACCGUUUUUGCGCUCAGCACAAUGGUCUCCUCCGUUCAGAUAUAUAAUUUGUCACAAAACAUACAGGAAGACGAUCUGCAGCAUUUGCAGUUGUUCACUGAAUAUGGCCGUUUAGCAUUGGCCGACACCGGCAAAAAGCCGUUUCAACGUCUACAGUUUCUGGUGCGCGAUUGGAGUUUUCCAUAUGAAGCUGAGUAUGGGGCUUUAGGUGGCGAUAAGAUACUAAAGCGCCGCCUAGAAGUGUCAGACAAACAGCACCCGGAAUUGCAGUCGUUGCGACGACAUAUUGCCUCCUGUUUCAUGGAAGUGGCAUGUUUCUUAAUGCCACAUCCAGGCUUAAGCGUUGCAACUAAUCCCAAAUUUGAUGGUCGUCUCAAGGAUAUAACGCCCGAAUUCAAACAAAGUUUGCGCACAUUUGUGCCAAUGCUACUGUCACCAGACAAUCUGGUAUAUAAAGAAAUUAGCGGCCAACGGGUGCGUGCACGCGACCUCAUACAGUACUUCCAGUCAUACAUGAGCAUCUACAAAGGUAAUGAGUUGCCCGAGCCGAAGAGCAUGCUAGUGGCCACCGCUGAGGCUAAUCACUUGACAGCCGUAGCAUCAGCGAAGGAACUUUACAAUCAGUUGAUGGAGGAGGUUUGUGGCGGUACUAAGCCGUACUUAAGCACAGCACAUCUGGAUGCAGAACAUUUCCGAAUCAAGGAUCAGGCAUUAUUCCAAUUCGCAUCUAAACGAAAAAUGGGAGGUGAAGAGUUCUCCGAGAAAUUCCGUCAACAGUUGGAUGUGGAUCUGGAAGAUUCUUAUGCCACUUACAAAUCGCACAAUGAGAGCAAAAACAUUUUCAAGGCUGCACGCACGCCGGCCGUGUAUUUCGCCGCAGCAGUGAUCUGUUAUGUACUAAGUGGAAUAUUUGGUCUAGUAGGGCUCUACACAUUUGCCAAUUUCUGUAAUCUAGUAAUGGGUGUGGCUUUAUUAACAUUAGCGCUGUGGGCUUAUAUUAGGUACAGCGGUGAAAUGGGUGACUUUGGUGUCAAAUUGGAUGACUUUGCGACGUUUAUGUGGGAUAAUUUCAUGAAACCCAUAUAUCAGGGCUGCAUGGAGAAGGGUAUACAACAUGUGGCAACGCAUGCUGCCGAAGCGGCAGUUGGUGGACGCACAGCAUCUACGGCAAUGAAUGGUAAGGUGAAGAAGUCAUGAGAUUACGCCAAAAGAUCUCACCAGCAACAGCAGCAGCAGCAAAAACAACAACAAACUCAACCAAAUUCUAAAGGGAAAAUAGCAACAACGAAAAUAAACAACAAUAACAAUGUGGCACAACAGAAAGGUACAAGAGCAGCAACAACUGUGCCACAAGGUGGUGGUGGCAAUAUUGGCGAGAGGGCCGACAAAACUGUGAUCAUGCAAAUUUGGUCACGUUUAGUGGGUACGACGUCGAGUUCGCAAACUAAUUUUGCUCAAACUCCCAACACUGCAGCACGUCAAUACGCUACCGUCACACCGCCGAAUGGUGAUGCCAACAGCAAUGCAAGCAACACAACAAAUCCAAAUAGCGCGGCUAGCAAUCGCAAAAAGCGAAGACCCAAGAAGUAAAUGUAUUGUACAUAGAAAAAAAAGUUUGCCCAACGCCCGUAAAAAUGUUUGUUAGCUACAAAUGCAAAUACUGAACGCAAAAUUUAGUAACUAUACAUAGCUGCAAUCUUAUUAUGCAAUUCCGUAAGUUGGAAAUGGAAAUAUUUUAAACUCGGAUAAUUUAUGUACAGUCUUACUCUUCGGCCAAUUGUAGAAUUUUGUCUUAGAUUAAGCAGUUGCAUGUAAGAGCGAACGUUUGCCCAGCAUUUACCCUAUUCGCUAAAUAUUUAUAUACCUUAUAAUAUGGUCCACUAGCAACACUGUUUAAAAAACAAAAAAAAAAACAUUGACCGUGAUGGUUACUGUUGUUGUUAUACGAUAAUAUAAUGGUGUUUGUUAUUAUUAUUUCGAUAAUUGUAUUGUUUUCAGUGCUGCCUUGAAAAACUAAAUGAAUAAAAUUUGAAAUCCUUAGAAAUCAUUACAAAAAUAGUCGUCUAUACCAUUCACAGAUUGUAAGUUUUAGGCAUUGUGCGGUUGUUAAAAAAUGCGAUCUGCCGAUGCAUACAUAUAUAUGUAGACAUAAUUGAGUUUUGAAAUAUUCUCAUUUCUCCUUGUUACUGAGCAACACAUUUUACUAAACUAUCAAAAUGCCUAUUCUAAUUUGAGCUCGCCAACAAUGCUGCAGGGUAUGCUUGAAUAGAAACCAUGUUGAAGUUGUUGGUGGAAUCCAGCUUUAUUUUUAUACCCUUGAAAGACCCCUCAAGAAAAAAAGGUCUUAUUAGAAAAAAUAAGAAGCAACGUGUCAUUUGUGUAUGAAAAGAAUUUAUAGAAUUUCCGCAUCACUGUUAAUUUUUUGAUUUAUGUUUGUUUUUCUUUGUUUUCUAUUGUUUGUGUUUGUUUAUCCACCUGCCUGCAUAUUUACGUAAUAUUAAUAAUAAUGGUAAUAAUUAAUUUGUUAAUAACUACAAUAAUAUUAAUGUUGCAUACUCGUACCAUUUCUUUUAUACAAUUCGUCUUCUAUAACUUUGUAAGAAUUAUUUGGUUAAGGUAUUAAAUGCAGUGAAUAUAUAUGUAUACAUACAGAAUACAGCAAUUGGAAAUUUUAAUUUUUGAGAUUAAAAAAUGAAAAACAAAGUCAAUAAAAGUGAGAAGAUAUGAAGUUUCUCUGA
This is a messenger RNA of Anastrepha ludens (Mexican fruit fly), 3504 nucleotides long. It is a transcript of the gene atl, whose product is annotated as atlastin. Gene Ontology annotation, molecular function: GTP binding; GTPase activity. Lineage: Eukaryota; Metazoa; Arthropoda; Insecta; Diptera; Tephritidae. The transcript is spliced from 7 exons. The record is from RefSeq and is a predicted model, not a curated record. The coding region runs from base 356 to 1963 and encodes 535 amino acids. Gene Ontology annotation, biological process: protein homooligomerization; endoplasmic reticulum organization.